GGUAAUCGCCAGUCGUCUACCACAUUCGGAGUUUCCCUUCUCGGAACGCAAAAUGCGCGUUGGGUGAAAGUGAACGUAGGAACUUCAAAGUGGUUCAGAACUCAGAUAUGUCCUGAGGCUGAAACGUUGAAAAGUUAUCGGAACCGAAACGUUGAGUAACAGUGCCAAAUAAGCCAGGGAAAAGGAUUAUGUGAUCAAAGUGUACAGUUUAAUUUAAGAAUAGUUUCAGAUUAAUUUGGAAUAUUUAGUGAACAACGAAAACAUAACCGAGUGGAUACUAUGGUUAUGAUGCAAUCGCCGAGAUCUGAUUCCGGACAACCGGAAAGCCCGUCGCUUUCCCAGCCAAAUUCACCCCCACUUCCCAACGAGACGGGUCUCUCGAACUCAACUUUGAAAGAUACGCAAAUUUCCGGCCCGGGAACUCCGUCGGAACAACCGGAAAUACGUUCGCAGCCGUCUCCAAAAUCCGACGGACUGCUGAUUCGCUUCCAAGAGUUUCAACCGCCGGACCGUAAAAACCAUCUCGAACUCAAGGCCAAGUUUUCUCUACUUUCCAAAGAAAACACAACACUUCUCCCAGUGAACAGUGAUCAUUUCAUCUACGCCAAAAGUGACCGUGAACUGUUAGAACCGAGUGCCAAAUUCUCCAUAGAAAGACUGAAACAGUUAGCAGACCACAACAUAAACACCCGUCUCAGUCCAUCCGAACUAGAUAAGCCACCCUCGGGGAAAUACUCCAUCGAUCAUAGUGUAAAAUAUGCAAUACCUAGUGAUUCCAACCUGCAACCGCAACCACAUUUUCCCACGACCCAACCGGUUCCACUUGGUCCAACACCGUCGGUCUUAUCCUUAGGACAUCAUCCGACGCUGAUCCCCAACGGACACCAGCUCCAGCUAUCGCCACAUCACCACCCUCCGCACAUGCCACCUCAUCCAAAUCAGCAACAUUCCUUCGCCGUCGCAACCAUGAAGUUUCAACCAGCGCCGGGAAGUGUUUCCCCGUCGGAUUUGGACAUUGAGCGAUUCAAAAUCGCUCGAUCGAUGAGCGGGAACGGCAUCAACGGUGUAUCAGCGGCAAAGGAACUGUCGGAUUUUGGCUUCAGGAUACAACUGGGUGGAUUGUCUGCCAAUUAUGCUCGCAGUGAUACCAGUGAAGAACUUAUCGUGGACGGUAACGAGGAUAGUUCUCAAGAUGCUACCUCGGGAUGCCCAGUUGACCUCACGCGGUCAAUGGACAGCAGUAGUGCGAAAUCACUCACCGGAAGUGAAAAAGAAACGGCCCCCAGGCGGUUAGCCUUUUCCGUUGAGAACAUCCUGGACCCAACAAAGUUCAAUGGAAAGCACAAUCCCCAUCAUCACCACAACAACAACAACAGCAUAAGUGUGAACAACAACAAUAGCAGUAAUCAGAACAAUAAUUCCAACAACCUGCACAGUGCAAGUAGUAAUAACAAAUUCUGGAGUGGAUUCGACCGGGACGACAAGCUGGAGGAUGACCAGAGUGACUCACGAUCAGUGAAGGAUAUGAACGACAUCGACCAGGACGACAUGGGUGAUGAUACGAUGGGCAGCGACAUCGAUGACCACGAUGAAACCGACUCCAAGAAGGACGGCGCCAGCAGCCGGUCCGGGGACGGCAAGUCUGGGGGGAGCAGUUCCAAGCCGAGACGAGCUCGAACUGCAUUCACUUAUGAACAGCUGGUUUCCCUCGAGAACAAAUUUAAAACCACCCGAUACCUAUCGGUUUGCGAGAGACUGAAUUUAGCAUUAAGCUUAAGCCUUACAGAGACACAGGUGAAAAUCUGGUUUCAAAACCGCCGAACAAAGUGGAAAAAGCAAAACCCAGGCAUGGACGUCAACAGUCCGACGGUGCCACCGCCGAACGGUGGCGGAGCCUUCGGGCCCGGUUCCUACGCCAGCAGCCUUCUGUAUCCGCACGCGGUGCCCUACCCGCCGUACGGACCCUACUUCCACCCGCUCGGCGGUCAUCAUCUUGGCCACUCGCACUCGUAAAAUUCAGCAGACAUGAUCUCCGCAUGUCUGGAAAUCCUACGCUCUCAAGGCAGAUUAAAACCUAAUUUGUCACGGUCGGGUUGUGCAAACGCAAAAUAUUGUAAAGAAAAGAAUGUUUAAUUUCGAAAUCAAAAUUGAAAAAACGCGCGAAACUAUUCCUCCCCCUAAAGCUCCCACUGUGCACUGUAAAUACAAAAAAAUAAAAUUUAAGUAGUUAAUGCUAGCGGGCUUGCAGAUAAAUUGUAGUCAAUUUGAAGACAUUGUACAGUACUGUAAAUAGUGUAAAAGAUAUCAAAAUCAAACAUCUCCAACCAUGAUUCGAAAAUAAAUUUAA
Culex quinquefasciatus (southern house mosquito) is the source of this 2347-nucleotide messenger RNA. It is a transcript of the gene slou, whose product is annotated as homeobox protein slou. The transcript is spliced from 5 exons. NCBI's taxonomy places the organism in Eukaryota, Metazoa, Arthropoda, Insecta, Diptera, Culicidae. Gene Ontology annotation, molecular function: RNA polymerase II cis-regulatory region sequence-specific DNA binding; DNA-binding transcription factor activity, RNA polymerase II-specific. The record is from RefSeq and is a predicted model, not a curated record. Gene Ontology annotation, cellular component: nucleus. Bases 280 to 2013 code for a protein of 577 amino acids. Gene Ontology annotation, biological process: regulation of transcription by RNA polymerase II; cell differentiation.